This is a messenger RNA of Phycomyces blakesleeanus NRRL 1555(-), 1323 nucleotides long. RefSeq names its product Zn(2)-C6 fungal-specific transcription factor. Gene Ontology annotation, cellular component: nucleus. Gene Ontology annotation, biological process: regulation of DNA-templated transcription. NCBI's taxonomy places the organism in Eukaryota, Fungi, Mucoromycota, Mucoromycetes, Mucorales, Phycomycetaceae. The record is from RefSeq and is a predicted model, not a curated record. Gene Ontology annotation, molecular function: DNA-binding transcription factor activity, RNA polymerase II-specific; RNA polymerase II transcription regulatory region sequence-specific DNA binding; zinc ion binding. The transcript is spliced from 10 exons. The coding region runs from base 1 to 1323 and encodes 440 amino acids.
AUGGAUUCACCUACCCAAUCCCAGCAGCAGCAAUCGCACGACAGUAGCCAACCUGGCACUCCAAACACCCCCGGUGGCGAUUCUGCUUCAGAACAAUCCCCGAGUAGUUCUGCUGACCCAAAGAAGAAGAGAACAGGUCCAAAGCGACGCAAGGUGACCCAUGCAUGUGUGUAUUGUAGACGCUCUCACAUGACAUGCGAUGAUGGUCGUCCUUGUCAGAGGUGUAUCAAGCGUAGUAUAGGCCACAUGUGUCAUGAUGAAGCUAAGAACCCUAGUACAGCACAGUCUACACAGUCUGCAAAAAGAUCCUCGUCUACAUCUACACCUGUAACCACUGCUAUGAGUACAAAUGGAGUAAAUCCCGCAAACAACAACUAUAUGUCUUUGGCAAAUAUGUCUGGUACUAAUGGAACCAAUACCAAUUUAGGUGGAUUACCACUUCAAUUCUUUGGGCAAAUGGGUACCGGACAACUUACAUUUGCAAGUGAGCACAUGGGUAAUGAAAUAUCGGUUAUAAGAAAGCAAUUUGGUGACUCAAUUUUAAUGGGUGUACUUUUAGCGAUUUUCUUGAUUCACUUGGCACAACAGCAACAUCAUCAUCAUCAACAACAUCAGCAACACCAAAACCAUCAGACACAACCAAAUACGCCUACAUCUGCUGUAAAUACUGCCGAGAAAUUCUUCUUGACGGCUGCUGAUCCAUCAGAUGGUAAACUGGAAGACCGUUUAACAGAAGUCAUCAAUGCGAAAUACGAAGCCGGAUUUUUGAAACCCUACAACUAUGUCAAUGGAUAUGCACGACUACAAAAAUACAUGGAUAAUAAUAUGUCUGCAUCAAGUAGGCAGCGUAUAUUGAAUGUCAUGGGCACUUUUCGUCCUGCAUUCAGAUCUGUAGCACAGUCUUUGACAGACAUCGAUUUAAUUCUAGUAGAAGAGGCCUUUGAGAGGCUUUUAUUGGACUACGAUCGUGUGUUUAGCUCAAUGGGAAUUCCAGCAUGCCUUUGGCGUCGAACGGGUGAGAUUUACAAGGGAAACAAAGAGUUUGCUUCACUUGUGAAUGUACCCAUCGAAACCUUGAGAGAGGGGCGUCUGUGCAUUUAUGAACUAAUGGCAGAAGAAUCUGCAGUUAAUUACUGGGAGAAAUAUGGCAACAUUGCUUUUGAUCCCGGGCAAAAAGCUGUCCUGACAUCGUGUCUUUUGAAAAGUCCUGAUCCAGAAAACACCAGCGUAAUUUCAUGCUGUUUCUCAUUUACCAUCAGAAGAGAUAAAUACAACAUCCCGACUGUUAUUGUAGGAAACUUUUUACCAGUACAGCUCCAAUAA